GGAGCGCGCCCCGGGGAGAACCCGAGCAAGAUGGAGGCCGCGCCGAGGCCGCCUCCUGGGCCGAGGCAGCAGCUGCUGGGAGCCCGGCGGUCGGUCCCGGGCCGGCGGCCCCCACCAGCCGCCGUCGCCGCCGCCGGCCCCGCCCCCGGGCAUCAUGCUGCCCUCGCAGGAGGCCUCCAAGCUCUACCACGAGCACUACAUGCGGAACUCGCGGGCCAUCGGCGUGCUGUGGGCCAUCUUCACCAUCUGCUUCGCCAUCAUCAACGUGGUGGUCUUCAUCCAGCCCUACUGGGUGGGCGACAGCGUGAGCACCCCCAAGCCUGGCUACUUCGGCCUCUUCCACUACUGUGUGGGCAGCGGGCUGGCGGGCCGCGAGCUCACCUGCCGAGGCUCGUUCACCGACUUCAGCACCAUCCCGUCCGGCGCCUUCAAGGCAGCCGCCUUCUUCGUGCUGCUCUCCAUGGUGCUGAUCCUCGGCUGUAUCACCUGCUUUGCGCUUUUCUUCUUCUGCAACACGGCCACGGUCUACAAGAUCUGCGCCUGGAUGCAGCUCUUGGCAGCUCUGUGCCUCGUGCUGGGCUGCAUGAUCUUCCCCGACGGCUGGGACGCCGAGACAAUCCGGGACAUGUGCGGGGCCAAGACCGGGAAGUACUCCCUGGGGGACUGUUCGGUGCGCUGGGCGUACAUCCUGGCCAUCAUCGGCAUCCUCAACGCCCUCAUCCUCUCCUUCCUCGCCUUCGUGCUGGGCAACCGGCAAACAGACCUGCUGCAGGAGGAGCUCAAGCAGGAGAACAAAGAUUUUGUGGGCUCUACAGUAAGCUCCGUGUUGCGGCCAGGGGGUGAUGUCUCCGGCUGGGGAGUCCUCCCCUGUCCCGUCGCUCACUCACAGGGACCCUGAGGGCCAGGAUCACAGCCCAGGAAUU
Molecule: messenger RNA, 923 nt
Organism: Ailuropoda melanoleuca (giant panda)
Lineage: Eukaryota; Metazoa; Chordata; Mammalia; Carnivora; Ursidae
Gene: LHFPL4
Product: LHFPL tetraspan subfamily member 4
Exons: 3
Coding region: 155-898 (247 amino acids)
Biological process (GO): sensory perception of sound; gamma-aminobutyric acid receptor clustering
Cellular component (GO): postsynaptic membrane; inhibitory synapse; plasma membrane
Molecular function (GO): GABA receptor binding
Source: RefSeq, a predicted model, not a curated record